GGCCAUAUUGAGGCUGCAGUUCCUUAGGCUACGGAUAUAAUUCCUCUUUUCAGACUCAGCUGAUGGUGUGGGGACCUCAGCUCACUGUUGAUCUUCUUAUCCUCUAGGAAGUAAUGACGACCUGGAAGAAAAGUGAAGUUUCCCAGUUUCCCUUGGUUUAUAUAGCCAUGAGAAGAAAACACCAAGCACAUCUCCGUUAACCCAGAAAGAUGGCGUGUGUGACUCUCAAGCGGUCGCUGGAGUUUGAUCCUCUGCAUCACGGGAGCUGCACACCACGUCCCCACAAACGGCGGCGUUGUAUGCCCAUGUGUGUGUCACCGCAGAGUGCUGCCGCUGCUACUGCACGCCACACAGAGUCACAGUCACCUUUCUCGGAGGUCACUCCUACACUUACUCCAGAACAAAUAGCACAAAAUGUGAGAGAGGAAAUCCGCAGACUGAAGCGCCGCAAGAUCCUGCAGUGUGGGGAGCGCAGCAUGGACUGUGAGGGUGGCUAUGAAUCUCCAGCCUCUCCACCCUCCCCAGCCUCACUUACCUCACCCCUUCCCUCACCCUCCUCAUCUGCCAGCGCAAGUGUGGCAUCGCUCCACCCCUCCCAACACUCGUCUCUCAGCAAAGAUAAACCUCUCUUCACCUUCAGACAGGUGAAUCUGAUCUGUGAGCAACUACUGCGUGAACGGGAGACAAAUAUCCGUGAGGAGUAUGACAAGGUGUUGGCCUCUAAGCUGGCUGAGCAGUAUGAUUGCUUUGUUCGUUUCACCACAGACCAGAUACAGCAGAGGCUGUCCCAAGCGGCCCUUCCCAGCUAUCUUUCUUAGGAUGGAACUUUGCUAUUUUGCUAUGGACUAUGUGCCUUCGGAGGUACAAAGAAUGAAAAGUUGCUGGGAAAGUUUAUCCCCGAAAGUGUAAACUUUGUACAUAAGAACACACUCAUGCUGUAAAGGUGUUCACAGAGCAAGUGUAAUUAAAGAUUGCCGGAUGAAAUGGAUAUAAACCUCAUCUUGAUCUUGUCAGUGAUUGUAAAAGUGAUGUGUUUCGUAAGAUAGUGUGAAACCACUAUAUCCAUAUCAUUCAAGGCUGUAUGUCAGUAUACUAGUCUUGGGUUAGCCAAGAUAUAGACUCAAGACACUAAAGGAGCAAACUUUACAAGUUAAGAGGGACUUAAUAGCAACCAGAAGUGGCAGCUUUGGUGACAAGCGCAAGUUAACUUGUGGUGCUCAUAAUGUGUGGCAUUCCUCAACUGUUGUGUGUAAAUACCUUCUAACCCAUCAGUUGCCUUUCACACUUUUCUUGCUGUAAGUAGGUGCUUUGCAGAGUGAAACUUCAGCAAAACUAGACAUGCCUGACAGUAACCUCAGGUAUUUCAAAGCCCUGUCUGCGAGAAAGGUUGUGAUUGCCUGUUCAGAGUUGAGCUAGUACAGGAAGACAGCCACAGCAGCAGUCACAUUGCCUUCAUGUGAAUAUUAACUUAGGGUAGAGCUCCGUAUUGCCUUUUUUUAUUUAAGUUUUGGCAUAAAUUUAUAUUUGACUUGCUUCUCUUAACUUGUCUUGAUAUUUGCUACUACUUAAUGAAGGUUUCAUAUCUUGGACUUGAGUUAGGAAGGAGAUACCCAGGCGAUGUCUUCCUGCAUUAGUAUCUUGUAUCAUGAGCCCUCUUGUGCAGGGCAGUAUCAACCCACCAUUAUAAAUCAGUAUCACACCAUUGCUGUUUUAUUAGAGAUCUGUUGUAUAAUUAUUUACUUAUGGGUGUUGUGUCUAAUGUGGGUAAUGUGUACUUUUAGGCAUAAUAAGGUGUUAGGUUCAAAGGACAUCAGUCUGCCAGUGCAGGGGGGAACCUGCAUGAUGUGUGAAUGGCCGUAGUGUUAGUAACAGUGGAUCUUGACAAGAUCGGCUCACUGUAUGAAUUUACAUCUAGAGUAGGAUAAGGUUUUUUUUUUUUAUUAUUAUUAUUAUUAUUAUUAUUAUUAUUAUUAUUAUUAUUUAUUUUUAUUUAUUUAUUUGUUUUUAUUUUUUAUUUAUUUAUUUAUUAUUUUAGAUUGUGAAGCUUGUCGGUCUCAUGUCUUGCAUAUUGUGAACAGUUAAAAUGGGAUUAAAUAAGCUUCAUAUUCACUGUCACUAGCUGCGAGAGCAGUAACUUUGAUGAAUUGAUGUCAUGUAUGGUUGUGAUCUGAAGUUUAGCAACUUGUCAUGCCAGUUUCCACUGUGUUUAGCAAUUUCCCUCCCUCAUAAGUCCUCAGACCUGCUGAUAAUCUCUUCAGAAAUCCUUACAAUAGAUAGGUUCUGUGCAGAUAGGACUUCAAAUUGAGGAAAGAUGUUAAAACACAAUGGUAGUGCAUAUGGUAUGUUACCAAACUUCUAAUGAUAACUGUACUCACCUUGAUGCAAAAGACUUGGUUUCUCUUUCUUUGUUUUGUUGUUGUUAUUAUUAUUAUUAUUAUUAUUAUUAUUAUUAUUAUUAUUAUUAUUUUAUCUCUUUAGUGAAUGAAAUAUUGUUGUGCAGCAGCUAUGACUUUCCCUUGUGAGUGUCACCUUCUUCACUUACUUUGCCUUCUUACAGACUGGCUUACCAUUGUUGUGUUUGGCAGAGGAUCCAAGACAGGAGUGUGAAACUGACUCUGUUGGUGUUAUAGUGUUAAUUUUAGUAUUCACAUCUUCAGUGUAAGUUUCUUUCUCUUCAUUUAUUUUAUAGGUACCCACUGUUUGUUAUAAGUUAGUUAAUCUGACAUUGUUGCAUGAACUCUGAUAUAAGGAGCAAUUGUUUACUAUUUAUUUUCUUGUUCUCACUUUUUUACUGACUUGUAUCAUGAAAUAUACUUGUUAAUGGGGAAAUACAA
Molecule: messenger RNA, 2834 nt
Organism: Portunus trituberculatus (swimming crab)
Lineage: Eukaryota; Metazoa; Arthropoda; Malacostraca; Decapoda; Portunidae
Product: akirin-2-like
Exons: 6
Coding region: 210-818 (202 amino acids)
Biological process (GO): positive regulation of transcription by RNA polymerase II; positive regulation of innate immune response
Cellular component (GO): chromatin; nucleus
Molecular function (GO): transcription coregulator activity
Source: RefSeq, a predicted model, not a curated record